Messenger RNA from Carassius auratus (goldfish), 3311 nucleotides. RefSeq names its product kinesin-like protein KIF3C. Lineage: Eukaryota; Metazoa; Chordata; Actinopteri; Cypriniformes; Cyprinidae. Bases 265 to 2541 code for a protein of 758 amino acids. Gene Ontology annotation, biological process: microtubule-based movement; mitotic cell cycle. The transcript has 9 exons. The record is from RefSeq and is a predicted model, not a curated record. Gene Ontology annotation, cellular component: microtubule. Gene Ontology annotation, molecular function: microtubule motor activity; ATP binding; microtubule binding.
GACGCGCUUAUAUUUCGGAUCUUUUUGUGUUUCGGUGUAAAUCGGUGAGAUAUUCUGAGUUUAUGAUUUCAUCCAUCCGUGUUUAUGACGGAGCCGCCUUUAUCAUUUAUUCAUUUGUGGAGACCGCAGAGAUUUGCAGCGGGACUGACAUCAUGCGCUCGGUGACCGGCUGAUGCUGAUGCUGACAUCGUCCAUCAUCCAUCUGCUUUAACGGGAAUACUACGCUCAUUCGUGAUCCAUUCAUCUCGUAUAGACGGAUUCAACAUGUCCAUGAAGGCCAAAAUCGGCGAGGCGGUGAAGGUGGUGGUUCGGUGUCGCCCGCUCAACCGUAAAGAGGAAUCGAUGGGGUAUGAGAAUAGCGUGCAGAUGGAUGUGAAACUGGGCCAGGUGGCCCUGCGGAACCCCAAGGCGGGUCCGGGAGAGCUGCUCAAGACCUUCACGUUCGACGCGGUUUACGACGCUUGUUCCAAACAGAGCGACCUGUACGACGAGACGGUGCGACCGCUCAUCGACUCGGUUCUGCGCGGCUUCAACGGCACCAUCUUCGCGUACGGACAGACGGGAACCGGGAAGACGUACACCAUGCAAGGCCAGUGGCUGGACGCCGAGCGCCGCGGCAUCAUCCCGAACUCGUUCGAGCACAUCUUCACGCACAUCUCGCGCUCUCAGAACCAGCAGUACCUGGUCCGGGCCUCUUAUUUGGAGAUCUACCAGGAGGAGAUCCGUGACCUGCUCACCAAAGACCACAGCAAGAAACUGGAGCUGAAGGAGAGCGCAGACUCAGGGGUCUACAUCAAAGAUCUGUCCUCCUUCGUCACCAAGAACGUGAAGGAGAUCGAGCACGUGAUGAACGUGGGGAACCAGACUAGAUCGGUGGGCUUCACCAACAUGAACGAGCAUAGCUCGAGGUCACACGCCAUCUUCAUCAUCACGGUGGAGUGCAGCCAGCUUGGACCAGACGGACAGAACCACAUCCGCGUUGGCAAACUCAACCUGGUUGACCUGGCGGGCAGCGAGAGACAGACCAAGACUGGCGUCCAAGGAGAACGUCUGAAGGAGGCCACCAAGAUCAACCUGUCCCUCUCCGCUCUAGGAAAUGUAAUCUCUGCGUUGGUGGAUGGACGAAGUUCUCACGUUCCAUACCGUGACUCAAAACUCACACGGUUGCUGCAGGACUCAUUGGGCGGGAACGCCAAGACCAUCAUGGUGGCUACUUUGGGACCGGCCUCCUACAAUUACGAGGAGACCCUGACCACCCUGCGCUACGCCAACCGCGCCAAGAACAUCAAGAACAAGCCUCGUGUCAAUGAAGACCCCAAAGAUGCCCUCCUGAGGGAGUUCCAGGAGGAGAUCGCCCGGCUGAAAUCACAGCUGGAUAAACGCGGCAUGCUCACCAAGAGGAAGAAUAGGAGCAGGAGACUGAAGAAGACCGGAGAAGGAGGAGAGGAAGAGGUAGAGGAGGAGGAUGUUGAAGAUGAUGAUGAAGAAAGCGUGGAGAAGGAGGCGCAGGAGUACAUGAAGGAGCAGCAGGAGAAGCUGGAGAGAGAGAAGGAGGCCAUCAGAGAUGAUCAUUCUCUGGUGGCCGAGGAGAAACAGAGACUCCUGGAGGAGAAAGAGAGGAUGAUGAGGCAUCUGAAGAAGGAGCAGGAGGCCACAGAUCUUCUCACAGCCAAGUUUAAGGCAAUGGAGAGCAAGCUGCUGGUUGGUGGGAAGAACAUUAUUGAUCAUACUAAUGAGCAACAGAAGAUGCUUGAACAGAAAAGACAUGAGAUUGCAGAACAGACACGCAGAGAGAGAGAAAUACAGCAGCAAAUGUUUUCUCAGGAUGAGGAAACACUAGAACUCAGAGAAACAUUCUCCUCACUGCAACAGGAAGUGGAAGCAAAGACCAAGAAACUCAAAAAGUACAAGAAGCUGUAUGCGAAGCUUCAGUCUCUGAAGGCAGACAUUCAGGAUGUAAAUGAUGAGCAUGUGAGGAGCCGGCAGGAGCUGGAGCAAACACAGAAUGAACUGACCAGAGAACUCAAAUUCAAAUAUCUGAUUAUAGAGAACUUUAUACCUCCUGAAGAGAAGAAUAAAAUCAUGAACAGACUUCAGUUUGAUGCUGAGGAAGACCAGUGGAAGUUUCAGCCUCUCGUUCCUGCUGAGAAUAAAUUCACACAAAUGAAGAGAAGACCCACCUCUGCUGUGGGAUACAAGCGACCAAUCAGCCAGUUCGCCAGGAUUGCCAUAGCGAUGGGACCUCAUUCCAGAUACAGGGCAGAGAAUAUAAUGGUUAUGGAACUGGACACGACUCCUCCUGUCAUGUUUCAACUGGACCUCCCAAAGUUUGGAUCAGAGGUGGAAUCAUCUCGAGAUAAUCUGUUGGACAACACCAGUUACAGAGAGAAAUCAGCGUCUGGACUGGUCAGAAAAUCUCAGUCAUGGUGUCAGUCUCAGCAAGUCAUUUCCUCCUCAAGCUCCGCCCUCUCUCUGGCAUCCUCAGGGUACCACAGCAUGCCACACCCACAGAACUUCACCAUGGCAACAGCCCAGGAAUGAGACUUGGAACUUCUAUAUUCCCGCCCCCGUAAGGGAUACACAGUAGUCAAUCAAUCCUAAAUAGACCAAUGAAGACAGGGGAAGAUGAACCGUCCAUCAUUACUAACCAAGACUGAUGAAACCAGAUGAAAACCUGCCCGUGAUCUGACAAAUACUGAACGCAGGACUAGUCCCAGCAACUUAUCAGGAGGACCAAUUAAACAAUCAGUAUUAUGAAAAUGAUUCGCCCUUGCUCUCUCUCUAGCUCUCUGCUCCUCAGGACAGUGAAGACACUUUGAAAACUGCCAUCAACAACACUGAAUAACUUGAGGCUAGUUAUUUUCAUUCAUUUUGCUGCUUCCAAAAACCAUCGGUCAACCUUAGUGUUUACGUACUGACCUGCACGGGUCCGAUCCAGGAGUAGAGCCACAAACCUCAAAUGAUGGAAGCCAAAAGAGCGGGACUUUCUGAUCGCUCAGCCUGAGCUUUCAAGACAAGAGCUGAGCAAGAGGGACGUCUCUCUUUCUAUCUGCAUGUCUUACUGUACGUGUGUGUCUUUGUGAUUCUGAUCAGGGUUCUGGAUGGGAGGCGGCUGAUCGGCUGGAGGAAGGAUCUACAGGGUUCCCACUGGCUCAUGGAAAACCUGGAAUUGUCUGGGAAUUUGAUUGGUUUUCCAGGCCGGGAAAAGUCAUGGAAAUUAAUAGAAUGUUAGUUAUGGAGAUUUCAUGUUGCCAUUUUUUUAAUAUAAAUAUAAACACAAUAUAAUAUAAAUAAAUAUAAACAUGAAUGAA